UGGGCAGCACUGACUGCAUGUAACGUGCCCGUAAUAAAUUUGUGUAUACAUAUAUUUAUUUAUUUAUAUACGAUAAAUGUAUAUAAAUGUGUAGGACAGCAACCAAAAACACAUCUGUGUGUUGAAAAUCAUCCAAUUUCCUGUUCUGUCAGACGAAACUCGAUAAUUCUAACCUCAACUGAACAUAGAAUUUAAAUUUAAAAACAGGUAUCGACAGUAGUGCAACAAAAAUAGUUAAGCCAAACAGUGUUGGGGGCUCACGCGCUUUUCCAUGUCAACGACACGCGCUUUUCUUUCAAGGCCAGCGUGCUUCUCCCCUCGUGAAAAAAAUAAUUCUCCACACUCAUUUAACCAACAGUUUAAACAACCUCGACGUCAUCACCUGGGCACAAGUAUUAAAUCUGUUGAAAAGUUAUAUUUUAUUAACAAAAAUAAAACCAGCGGUGGAGGUUACGGGCGUCGACAGCUGCAUCUGCACCAACACCAACGACAAUUAACGGAGUUUAAUUUAUCAAAUUAUCCGAGUCCGAGGCACACGUCGGACUGAGAUGAGCGACCAUGGCUGCAUACACUUGAAUAAUUUCAAAGCUGCUAAAGGAAUUCAACCCUACAAAGUAAUACAUUCAUACUUUGUAACCAGUACCUCAGCAGAGGCGCGUAUUAGAAAGGCUGUAAGCUGUUUGUGUCAUACCUGUAAAUCAUACAAAGAUCGUCUUCACUCCUGUUUGCACUGUAUAUUUUUUGGCUGCUAUGUCAAAGGACACAUACAAGAACAUGCGAAAACGAAAAAACAUUUUUUAGCUGUUGACUUAUGCUACGGUAAUAUAUUGUGCUUCCAAUGCGGCGAUUAUGUGUACGACCGUGAGCUGCUGACUGUCGCUAAAGCACAAUGGAGCGAGUCAGCAAAAUCAUUGUGUUUAGGAGAAUUUUAUCGAGCUUGGGAACCGACACAAGUGGAAGCCGAUUUACUCAGAAAACAUCCAAGACGGCGACGUGUUGUAGAAAAUUCAACGAUUGGUCUGAGAGGUCUGAUAAAUUUAGGGAGUACGUGUUUCAUGAACUGUAUCGUUCAAGCAUUGACUCAUACUCCAUUGUUGCGGGAUUAUUUUCUCGCGGAUCGUCAUCACUGCCCGCAGCCAAGCCGCUGUUUGGUUUGUGAAGUUUCUCACUUGUUUCAAGAAUUUUACUCCGGAAGUAAAGCGCCCCUGACACUACACAAACUCUUGCACCUGAUAUGGACUCACGCGAGACAUCUGGCUGGUUAUGAACAACAAGAUGCUCAUGAAUUUUUCAUCGCCACUCUGGAUGUCUUGCAUCGUCACUGCGAAGCUGCUCCAAUUCUUGUCAAGGACAAUCCUCAUCAUUGUAACUGUAUUAUUGAUCAGAUAUUCACCGGUGGAUUGCAGAGUGACGUCGUGUGUCAGUCUUGCAAUGGAGUCUCGACGACAAUUGAUCCAUUCUGGGACAUAUCUCUAGAUUUAGGUCCUACUGCUGGUGCCUCCGGUUCAGAUACGAACGGACCGCCCACAUCUUUGCUCGACUGCUUGGAACGAUUUACCCGUGCUGAGCAUUUGGGUUCGAGUGCUAAAAUAAAAUGUAGCAAGUGUCAAACUUAUCAAGAAAGUACCAAACAACUGACGAUGAAACAACUGCCGAUCGUUGCCAGUUUUCAUCUCAAGCGUUUCGAACACUCCAGUAUUCAGGAUAAAAAAAUUUCAACUUUUAUUUCAUUUCCGGAGCAACUUGACAUGACGCCUUUUAUGUCGCACCGACGUAACGGCAACAACAAUAGCGCUGAUAUUGAAAAAAUAAUUAAGAAUGGUGAGGAUACGGCAUUCAGUGAUAAUAGAUAUUCAUUGUUUGCGGUUAUUAACCAUGAAGGAUCUUUGGAGACUGGUCACUACACGGCUUUCAUUAGACAGCAACGUGAUCAGUGGUUUAAAUGUGAUGACCAUUUGAUCACUAGAGCGAGGCUUAAAGAUGUUUUAACAAGUGAAGGAUAUCUAUUGUUUUAUCACAAACAAAUUCUUGAGUACAGCCGUAGAAAUAAAGUAUGAAGAAUUGAUCAUUGUAUAAUUAAUUUAUUUAUUUUGUUUGUAAUAUUGAUACUUUUUUUUUUUUUUUUUUUUUUUUCUCGUUUUGCUGUUACUGUGAGAUAGUUUCAUUAAUUGAUUGCGAUAAUUGCUUAUUCGCUGUACUGAUUUACUGCUGAUGAUGAUGAAAAAAAAAUAAUUUUUUUUAAUAUUUACAAGAAAUGCAAAGUUGUGUUUCAAAUAAUUAUGUAAUUUGACAUAAAAAACGCGGAGAAAAAGAUUCGUAUUUAAUUACGAAUGUUAAUAUUCAAAUAUAAAAUCCCGUUAUAUUUAUAAAUAUAUAUGGAAAUAUAUAUGUAAUUACCGGAUACUUGAUGAUUAUUUUAAUGUUUAAAUAACAAAGGAAUACAAUUAAAUGUAUACUGUAAGUUUACUGAGGAAUUACUUACGCGAAUUUAAAUGAUUGAUCCAUAGGUGUAAGGUUAGCUCAAUUUUUUAAAAACAACCCUAUCUUUUAUAAAUCAUCGACUGUUAAUCUAAUUGUCGAGAACGAUAAUUAAUGUCUAAAUAAUUGAUUAAAUUUUCCUUCCCUUUGCCAUUAUAAAUUACAUAUUGAUCUAGCGAAGAUUAAUUUCGCACGUUAAAAAUAAUAAUUAUUUAUUUAUUUACAAUUAAAGACUGCAGGUACAAUAAUGAGUAAUGAAUAAUGAUAAUAAAUAGCGGCAAAGCGGUGAUUGAUAAAAAUCUGUGUUUGUCACAGAUGAAUUUUUUUUAUCUGUCAGAUAAGCUGUGUUUGCUAUCUUUGGUCUGAUCAUUUUUGUACAAAUGAAAUAAUUGAAAAAGAAAAAAAAAACUAAUUACGACAUGAAUUAAAUAGUAAACAUUUAUAUUUUAUUUUUAAUGCGAUGUAGUUCG
Molecule: messenger RNA, 2948 nt
Organism: Microplitis demolitor
Lineage: Eukaryota; Metazoa; Arthropoda; Insecta; Hymenoptera; Braconidae
Gene: not
Product: ubiquitin carboxyl-terminal hydrolase 22
Exons: 7
Coding region: 549-2057 (502 amino acids)
Biological process (GO): protein deubiquitination
Molecular function (GO): cysteine-type deubiquitinase activity; zinc ion binding
Source: RefSeq, a predicted model, not a curated record